AUGGUAACUCCCAAUGUCUCUCCCAGUGGCUCGAACCAAGUCACCCCUGCUCAAGCUGUCGAGAUCCUUUGGUCAGAUGCUGUCACUCAUAUCAAGUCUACUGAUGGUGAAGUCUUUGUGCCUUUCAACGUUGUCGAGGCUGUGAUCGGCCACGAGGGCCUCAUGGUUAUUUCCAAGCGCCUUGCUGCCCUUCUGAACAAGCAGGUUCAGAUUCUAGCUGACACCAGCAUUGAGUGCUACCGAGUUCAUCCUCAUGAAUUCACCAAGGGCAUGAUUCCUGACCAGCUCAAGAUUGGCGGCAAGCCUCUGGAGCUUGGAGACCAUCAGCGCAUCUCCAAGGCCAUUCACAAAGCAACUACUGAAAACGCUGUCCGCGUGCCUACUCGUUCCACCAAGAUCCCACGUCCUCCCAACUCUUUCAUCCUCUAUCGUCAGGCCAAUCACCACGCUGUGAAGGAUGCUAACCCCAACAUUACCAACAACGAGAUCUCCCGUAUUCUUGGUGCUCGUUGGAAGAACGAGUCCGAGGAAGUUCGUCAGCGUUACAUUAUUCUCGCCGAUGACCUGAAGAAACGUCACUCCCUUGCCCAUCCUGAUUACCAGUACACUCCACGCCGCCCCUCUGAGCGCAAACGCCGUGCAUCUCGUCUUGUGCCUACUCAGAACAACGUUGCCGAGAAUGAGGACGAGAACGAUGAUGAGAAUGAUGUUGUUUUGCAGUCUUCCAAUGUCGUUGCUGUUGUGAAUGAAGACUUCAUGGACGUGUUAGGCAACAAUGGACUUCUCUACGGCCCCAAUGGCGUUGAGCCUCUUCUUGCCUCCUACAACGACUUCGAGCGCCAGCAGAUUGCCAACGAUCAGCUUUCCGGUGCCACCUUCUGCGAGAUGGACUACACCCCAAUUCCAUGGUACGAAAUGCUCACACUCGACAACGACUCUCAGCAUAUGCUGUUCCACCAGGGGAACUAA
Molecule: messenger RNA, 969 nt
Organism: Penicillium antarcticum
Lineage: Eukaryota; Fungi; Ascomycota; Eurotiomycetes; Eurotiales; Aspergillaceae
Product: HMG-box domain-containing protein
Exons: 3
Coding region: 1-969 (322 amino acids)
Biological process (GO): cell differentiation; negative regulation of transcription by RNA polymerase II; anatomical structure morphogenesis
Molecular function (GO): RNA polymerase II cis-regulatory region sequence-specific DNA binding; DNA-binding transcription factor activity, RNA polymerase II-specific
Source: RefSeq, a predicted model, not a curated record